AAUGUGACAACAGUGGGAAGUUAAGUUUUUAGUGCAUCAGGAGUGGAGAAUAUAUAUUUUGUUGUUGAUUUAACUUUUCGUGGUGACUGAGGAAUGAUUUCAGUGCGCUGUUGAAGUAGUGUGUUCGUAAUCUUUGUAACUCCCGCCGAAGCUGACUUAGAUUUGAAUAGCGGUAGUAACACGGAAGUGAGAUGAAUAUGACAGUGUAUUGAAGUCUGAAAUUUGAACUGCAUUUUCUGUGAGAAUGGGGACGAAGACAUCUGCACGACCUAAUUUAACCACUGUACAGUAUACGGCGUUUCCACAGACAUAUCUUCAGGACAAUGUUAAAUGUAUGCAGGAGAAGCAGGCUCUGAAAGGAAUUAAGCCUCAUAGUUGGUUAACCCCUGUUAAGAAUGUGGAGUUUCCACAAACGUAUGUACAGAAGGUGACAGCACAGUCAAAUAAUAUAGAAGCUGUAGAACAGUAUGUAGAGUGUCCAGAAGCUGUGGCGCAAUACGUGCAGUGCUCUGACCCGAAUAUAUAUUUAAAGCAGAGGAAAACGCAGCCCCCUGGUUGGAAAAUUCAGCAUCUGCCGUCACCGUCGGAUCACGCAUCAAACUUGCAGUCUUCAGUGCCGAGUCCAGAUACGUCGACUGCUGUGACUAGCACAUCUGCAAGAGCAGAAAGAGCAUCACCUCUAAAAGAAGUGAUAGAGAUGGAGGAUACAAAUGAAAUGAUAGAGGUGGACAGUUUCAGUGCUGCCCACUUACUCGCUACGCAGCACGAAAUUCUGUCAGAUAUCUCACCCGACGUCUGGCAUAAAAUUAUCGUGGAAUCAGCUGUGUAUAACAGAAUGGCUGUUCUCAAUGCCAUCAACAGGAGAAUUUCUCCACUGAAGCUCACUCCAUAUUUUUUUCGCAUGGAGAAAGAACACAUAACGUUCCUGGUGAAUAACUGCAGUGCUGCCCUGACAGCAUUGUUCAAACAAAACCUUAAAGUACCAUUUUAUCCUCGUAAGAUUAUAUUGAAAGUCCAGCUUCAUGCCAAGAAAGUCGACCUCUCUGCAAUUCUGCAGAGAAUUAUCAGUAAUAGGCUCAGUUCUUGGAAAACAUGCUUAGACCUGUCAAACCUGACUAGCAUUCCUGAAUUUCAGCAGGUGAUGUAUGACCCAUCACAAACCCAUUUACUGCCGCAGUUGAUGAAAAUGGCACAGGAGGUGGCUCCGAACCUCAUCAGCCUCAGUCUUGCAGGAAAUGAGCUGUGGACACUGGACCAUCUUACAAGCGUCUUUGCAAAUAAACCCAAAUGGUGGUCACUGAGAGUAUUAGAUCUGACCGACAACAAGAUUGACAGUGUUUCUAGACUGGUGGCCUUGAAGUCUAUACCUAUUACAGAAUUGUACUUGCACAAAAAUCCUGUGUGUGGGAGAUAUAACAAUGGCCAGUCCUACAUAAGAGUCAUCAUGAGGGACUUUCCAUGUCUCACUAAAUUGUUCGCAUUCAAGUACACGAAGCCAUAUACAAACCCAAAGAUAAUUAGACCGCAGAGGCAUGUGACGGAGAGUGAAAAAAAUACUAUGACAGAAAUAUAUACAAUGCUUACUGACAUGAGACCUGAGUGGUCACGCAAGUGCCUGGAUGCUGUGGGCUGGGACCUAAUAGAAGCCCUCCAAACAUUCACUGAAAUGUACAAAGCAGGCAAAAUCCCAGCUGCUGGAUUCAUAAACAAAAAAUCAGCAGAAUUGUAAAAGUGCGAAUGUUUUUGCCCACUUUGAAUAUAUGUGACUGUAUAGCAAUUGAAGCAGUUGCUGAGAAAUGUUGCACACUUUGUGAAUGUCAUAGUUGCUGUAACUGUAUCAAGAUUGUUACAGAAAAAGCAUAUGCAGCAAAAGUUUUUUGAGUGAAUGGUUAAUGCAAGCUUGUAAUCAGGGAACUGUAUGCUGAGAGCAGUAACUGUAAUAUUGACUGUACCAAAAGAAAAAUUUAAUCAAAGUAACUGUUAAAUUAUGAGACAGAAUUGCUGAGCCGUAAUUACCUUCAGUACGCUGAUACACACACUAAAGUAAAAGGGCCUGGCUUUCGGAACUAUCGGUUCCUUCCUUGAGAAUUAGAGAAAAGGAGUUUGUCGAAAGGUUAAUAAGAAAGGACGGUCACUCAGACACCAUGAUGAGAGGGAACGGCCAGCUCAUCAUGAAUGGAUCUACAGUGUUUGAGAUAAUGUUUAACCAAGUCUUUCUUUGGCUAAAUUUGUCAAGGAAUGUUGUGGCAGAACAUGACUAACAUAGGGGUAAAGCUCGCCAAAUAGUCUAAGUCGUCAAUAGUAACACAGAAUGAAAACUUUGCUGUUAGCUUUUGGAUAAAUUAUUUAACGAGAUAGAGUGGGGACACACACACACACACACACACACACACACACACACACACACACACACGAGAUCUACAUCGGCACACCCACACUUACAGCUACCUUUCCCACUAAAAUGUGCUGGCUGAAUGUGCAAUGCUGGGUGCCAUUGCAAUGUAACAUGCAUGCACAAAUUUGUAACCUCACUCUGGCGCAUCGCUUUCUCUCUUAUUGUCUGUCUGAGCUGCCAUUCCUUUUUAACCUUCCACAACCUACUUUU
Molecule: messenger RNA, 2605 nt
Organism: Schistocerca nitens (vagrant locust)
Lineage: Eukaryota; Metazoa; Arthropoda; Insecta; Orthoptera; Acrididae
Exons: 12
Coding region: 245-1729 (494 amino acids)
Biological process (GO): poly(A)+ mRNA export from nucleus
Cellular component (GO): nucleus
Molecular function (GO): RNA binding; protein binding
Source: RefSeq, a predicted model, not a curated record